AUUCAGCUUUAAAAAAAUCUGAAAGAUUCAGAUAAAUCUUUUUGGUACAGCGUUGACGCGGAGAAAUUGGACAGCGAAGUUGCUGACAAGUUCAUGCAGAGCAGCAUGGAUGCUAGCACUAACGACUUCCUCGAGAACUGCUACGACAAGGCAGACUGGUUUUUCACUCAGAUUGUGCACGCCACAUUCAAGUCCUUUCUCUGUUGGUUCAUGUCCAGCACAUCUGCAAAUGGGUUCCUCGGACGCGGUUCGAUGUUUGUCAUGUCCACCAAUCAGCUGCUACAACUGAUGGGAGCGAACUCGAGCUGGAGAGCACAGAGUUUGUUAGACCUCGGCGCUGGCGAUGGAAGAGUCACUCAGCAGAUGGCGCCACUCUUCACCGACAUCUACUGUACGGAAACCUCGUCGCCUAUGCAGUGGCGACUCAAUCAGUGCGGUUACAAAAUCCUAGGAGUAGAUGAGUGGCAUAAUGGAACGCAGAAGUAUGACCUUGUGUCCUGUCUAAAUCUUCUAGACCGCUGCAAGCAACCUGCUACGAUGCUGAGAAACAUUAAGGAUGCGUUAGUCCCUGAAACCGGUAGACUGCUGCUGGCGACGGUCAUUCCUUUUGAGCCAUACGUAGAGGCAGACACCGUGGACCACACACCGUCCGAGUUCUUCCACAUAGAGGGACGCACUUUUGAAGAACAAGUGAACAGCAUGGUGCGGAACGUGUUCGAGCCUGCGGGGUUUGUGUUGGAGAGGUUCACGCGUGUUCCCUACCUUUGUGAAGGUGACCUCCACCAGUCGAUCUUCUGGCUAGAUGAUGCAUUGUUCCUACUGAGGUCCAGGUGAGUAGUUGCGCACCCCGGAACAGAUGGUGUGACAACGAGGACAUGGUCACAACGGUGACGACAAUGAUGUCUCACCGCCCGCACUGCAAUUAUUAUUCCGAGUGCUCCCAGGACUGUAAUCGGGUAGCAUGUGAGUUUCCAUUGAGCAAUCAUGGCAGCAAGGUUUGUGAUUGACCUACCAAUCUGAGCAAGGCGGCGAUACCUCUGUUAGAGGUCAUUGGUAGGCUGGAUUUUUCAUGUGUGCACGCCAAAAUGUGUGCCAAUAGAACAUUCUAUUGCAACAGUGAUUGGCUAGAGUUGUCUGUCUGUAACACCAGGCAGAUAGGUAUUUAAAUCCAGCUGCGCACUUGAACUAGGUAGAAUAUUAAUUAGCCGAGAAGUGGACUGGAAUAUUCUGCGUGGUGGAAUACGUUACAUGUUUAGAAAAAGAACUUGAGUUAGCAGCAAAGGAAGAGGCAUUGAAUGUGUGUACUCGCAGUCUGCACUGAGAAUGUGUUUCCGAGUAUGUUCUUUCUGCCUAAACUCAAACGAAAACGAUGUUCUUUCUAUCAAGAAUAUCUGUGGAUGAUAUAUGGUGUAUGCUUAGCUCAACUUUCACACAUACAUACGCUGUUAGUUGCUGGUCUGGUCUCUACAUGCAUAGGUUAUAAUAUUGCACAAGUGCAUUGGAAUAUGCAAAAAGUUUAAUGUGAUAAUAGGUGUAAAUGUUAUAGAUAUUUUUUGAGAACUUUACGUGGCCCAAAGGGUAGUUAUGGUUGAAGGACCCGUCAAACCAUCAGAGAUUCAGGUACAGUAGGUAUAUAUUUUGUUUUCGAAUUGUGUACUGUAUAUGAAUUCGAAUUAUUCGAUUUAUGUUAUCUAAUUCAGUAAGGCCUGUGUAAGUGACAACGAUAGUAUCAUGAACAUAUCUUGACAAGAUAUAGGUUGUGAUAGAUAGUAGGUGUAGCACUCGCAGUUUCACGCUUACAAAUGAACCACGUAUGCUGGAUCAAACUAUACUCGUAUCAAAACCACAGAUCGAUCAAUCGAUACGAUGUCAAUUACCCAUGAUUCCAUGAACCCCAUGACCUUAAACAGUAAGAUGAGACACUUGACCAAAAUAUUGGGUCACGCGCAAUACUAGCACCGACUAACGGCUGGUGGCGCAUUGUAAUUUGUGAAUGACAGUCGGCGUUACAAACAUACAAUGGCUCACAUAAGUUGCCUGCUAGGAAAAGCGCCGGUCAAAGCUGUUCUGUCAUACACAGCAAUAACCACAGGAAAGAGCAUCGGCAAAGUUGAUAUGUAAAACUAAUUAAUUAAUUAAAUUUAUAUAUAAUAUGAUAUGUAAAAUUAAUUAAUUAAUUAAUUCAAAGAACCACAGGUACACCGAAUCUGAGGGGCUUCCCCCGUCCAGGGAGGUGUUUACCGCACAUGUACUACACAAUAUAGAAACGUGGUGGGGGAAGUUAUGUACAUGAGUAAGAUACGCAGCCCGAUGCCACAGUCACUGGCGAGUUCUAACGGAAUAUGCAAAGCAAAUGAAAUAAUGACUUCAUGUCAUAAUAACAAAAUAAUGACAUUUAUUUACGGUAGCACUUCAUUAUUGUAGGUAAUGAGCUUUUUUAUCAGGCAGCUGGUAACCUGCAGCAUAUACUAAGAAUAUCCAUCUAAGAUAUUCUAAGUAUAUAUGCCAGAAGAUAGCUCGCCGUUUGGUGGCGCUAGCGUAGCACGUAGGACAAAAUUUUCAUCUGGCUAGCAUAGCGAUUGUCCUAUCUUAUUCAUUGCAUACGGUUUUUGGUACGGUAGUAUAAAGUGUAGCAAGUGCAUUAACUGAUGGUGUCGGGUGUAGAUUGAUGGAGUGUGAAUGGUGUGAUGUCCUUUAGUGCUGAAUGUGUAUUGCACAGUGGAUUUGACAAUUCAAACAGAUCAAGUGACUGUUCUUGCAUUCGUUGGAAACACUACAGGAACGUAUUUUUGCUAGCACGCAUACUGAUCGCAUCUCGCUCGUUAUUUCUAUAUGCACAUAACUGUGGCUGAAGGGGUCGUUGUCGUAUCAGGUACUACAUAUAAUAUGUAC
Priapulus caudatus is the source of this 2892-nucleotide messenger RNA. Its product is annotated as methyltransferase-like protein 9. The transcript is spliced from 5 exons. Bases 94 to 834 code for a protein of 246 amino acids. Gene Ontology annotation, molecular function: protein-L-histidine N-pros-methyltransferase activity. NCBI's taxonomy places the organism in Eukaryota, Metazoa, Priapulida, Priapulimorpha, Priapulimorphida, Priapulidae. The record is from RefSeq and is a predicted model, not a curated record.